GAUCUUAUUGACCUCCCCUUCGAUCUCAUCCCGUCUCCAUCGCCUGCUAGCCUUCGUCCCGCCUGCAAAACCCUCAACUAGGUCGCCGCAGCAUAAGGCUCGUCUGGAAUCGCUUAGAGAUGAAGCGGGUCUUUGGCGCCAAGAAGAACAAGGAGCCGCCGCCGACGAUCCAGGACGCGACCGAUAGGAUAAAUAAAAGGGGGGAAACUGUUGAUGAGAAAAUCAAGAAACUUGAUGCUGAAUUAGCUAGAUAUAAGGAGCAGAUAAAGAAGACACGACCAGGUCCGGCUCAAGAAGCUGUUAAAGCUCGAGCAAUGAGGGUUCUUAAGCAAAAGAGGAUGUAUGAGGGACAGCGCGAUAUGAUGUAUAACCAGACAUUCAACCUUGAUCAAGUUGCCUUUGCUACUGAGGGAAUUAAAGAUGCUCAACAGACUAUGUCAGCGUUGAAGUCAGCUAACAAGGAGUUGAAAGGGAUGAUGAAAACUGUGAAUAUCUCAGGCAUAGAUAGUUUACAGGACGAGAUGAUGGAUAUGAUGGACAUGAGUACAGAAAUCCAAGAAUCUCUUGGGAGAAGCUACAAUGUCCCUGAUGACAUUGAUGAGGAAGAACUCUUGGGUGAGCUAGAUGCUCUGGAAUCUGACAUGGGAGCAGAGACAGAAUCCGAUGCAAUUCCAUCUUAUCUUCAACCAGACAAGGAACCCGAUCUGUAUGCAGAACUCAACUUUCCUGCAGCUCCAACAGGCAAUUCUGCAGUGCCCAACAGAGUGACGCCCCAGACGGAGGAUGAACUAGGCUUAUCUACUGUGCCUCAAGCAUCGAUACGCAGUUAAAGAGCAGCGGUCUGGGAAUGCAAUGCCUCAAGUUCAUAACAAUGGCAAUGUCCUCCAUAUUGGUGACAACACUACUCCGUAUUUGAGUGAUGCGUUAUAGUUAAGAACAUGAUGAUCGUUUCAGGCAUAUGAUUCAUGAUUGGUUGAAGGACUGGGUGGGUGUCUAUAGGUUUCUGUGGAACAAACAUUUUGUGUCCAAAUAUGAUGUCUUUUUUUUUCUUUUGAUAAACAAAGUAUAACAGCCUCUGUAUGAAUCAUUGCUCCAAAAA
This is a messenger RNA of Musa acuminata subsp. malaccensis (wild Malaysian banana), 1099 nucleotides long. RefSeq names its product vacuolar protein sorting-associated protein 60.1. Gene Ontology annotation, biological process: late endosome to vacuole transport via multivesicular body sorting pathway; vesicle budding from membrane. Gene Ontology annotation, cellular component: multivesicular body. NCBI's taxonomy places the organism in Eukaryota, Viridiplantae, Streptophyta, Magnoliopsida, Zingiberales, Musaceae. The record is from RefSeq and is a predicted model, not a curated record.